AAACUUUUUCUCAUGCGUAAAAAUGCCCUAAUUUCACAUAUAAAAUGCAAACAUUAUGCCUAUAAAACUCAAGUCCUACACAAAAUUUCAUUAAUCACCAUAAGCCCAUAACCAAACAUAUAUAUAUUCCUCGUACAUUUUUUGAACUUGGAAUAUAUAGUUAUGAUAGUUCAUAAACUAUUUUCAAUAUUUCUUCUUUUAGCCAUGGCAAAUGCACAAGGAUUAAUGCCGGAUUAUUACAAGCUUUCGUGUCCAGACGCUGAGAAAAUUAUUAAAAAUAUAACUCAACAAUAUGUUAAGCAUGUCCCUAAUUUUGCUCCCGGGUUGCUUAGAAUGAUCUUCCAUGACUGCUUUGUUAGAGGUUGCGAUGGUUCUGUAUUAUUGAAUCCUACGGCUUCUAACAAUCAAACGGAGAAGACUGCCAUUCCCAACACAACACUUCGGGGAUUUGAAAUCAUUGAUGAAAUCAAGUCGGCACUAGAAGAAUAUUGUCCAAAUGUUGUUUCAUGUGCUGAUAUUCUAGCAUUAGCUUCUCGUGACGCCGUCACCACGAUAGGUGGACCCUACUGGGAAGUUCCUACAGGUAGAAAAGAUGGUAAAAUCUCAUUGGCUUCAGAAGCAAAUGCUUUUAUACCAUCACCAUUUGCAGAUAUUACUACCCUUAAACAAAAUUUUGAAGCUUUGGGUCUUACUACUAAGGAUUUGGUAGUCUUAUCAGGUUCGCACACCAUCGGUCUUGGUCACUGCUUCAUUAUCUUGAGGCGAUUGUACAAUUUCACCGGACAAGGGGACACUGACCCUGCAUUGUCCCCUCGUUACGCCAAUUGGUUAAAGACUAGGUGUAAACCCGACCCCAAUGAGUUGAAGCCUUUUGUUUUUAUGGAUAGAAUUACACCAAAAGUGUUUGAUGAAAAGUAUUAUACCAUGGUAACUCAAAAUAGAGGACUAUUUCAAUCUGAUGCUGCUCUUUUAAAUGAUCCCGAAACUAAGAGUUACCUUGAGUUGCAAGUUAAGACUAUGGGGUCCACAUUUCAUCAAGAUUUUGCUCAAUCCAUGACAAAAAUGAUUCAAAUUGGUGUACUUAUUGGUGAUCAAGGUCAGAUUAGAAAAAAUUGUGGUUUUGUUAAUCUUUAGUUUAGAUUGAUGGUUAUAAAUAUUAGGUUUUAAAAUAUUGUUAUUCAAUUGUAUAGUUUAUAAUUUGUUCUUUUAGCUUUUUAUAUUGUUUUUAGAAUAAAAUAAGCAAAUAUAAAUUGUCGUUUUUAUUACCUUUUAAGGUACAUAUCUUAAAUAAUGAAUAUUUAGGUAUAUGAAUAUGUAGUUUGUUGUGGAUGGUAUGAAUUAGAAAAAUAAGAAGGUUUAUUUUGUAAUAAAAUGGAUUUUUUCAUAUUUUCGAGC
Messenger RNA from Amaranthus tricolor (Joseph's coat), 1395 nucleotides. RefSeq names its product peroxidase 27-like. The record is from RefSeq and is a predicted model, not a curated record. Gene Ontology annotation, cellular component: plasmodesma; plant-type cell wall. Bases 163 to 1134 code for a protein of 323 amino acids. NCBI's taxonomy places the organism in Eukaryota, Viridiplantae, Streptophyta, Magnoliopsida, Caryophyllales, Amaranthaceae. The transcript is spliced from 4 exons. Gene Ontology annotation, molecular function: peroxidase activity; heme binding. Gene Ontology annotation, biological process: hydrogen peroxide catabolic process; response to oxidative stress.